Molecule: messenger RNA, 2000 nt
Organism: Ixodes scapularis (black-legged tick)
Lineage: Eukaryota; Metazoa; Arthropoda; Arachnida; Ixodida; Ixodidae
Exons: 3
Coding region: 150-2000 (616 amino acids)
Source: RefSeq, a predicted model, not a curated record
GUAUGAACGCUAGCGUUUUGCCGGUCGCCAUCUUUAUUGAGAACUCGCGCGCGCGCUGUUUGUUCGUCGUCACCGUGCUCGUCGUCAUAGCUUGUUCACUCGUCGUUGGAAGAAUUUGCAACUCUAAAUAAUGAACGACACCCACGACAAUGCCAAAAUCAAAACGUACCCUACGGCGUCAUAUUUCUAAUGCAGUCAGAGAUAGUGUCAACUUAGUUACAGCGUCAACUUUUGACAAUGAGCUCUCCCUGCAAACAAACCCUGUCCUGUCAAACCCUGUCUUGUCAAACCCUCAGAGAGGUUAUCUGAAUGCUGCACUCUCCUCCGAGUCGGAGACGUGCUCUGAGCAGGAAUCGAGUGAAACAGGCGAUCCCUCUUCACAAGACCAACUGGGGUCCAUCUCGGAUGAUUCUUGCAUAUCCUUUGACUCUAGGGAACAGCAGUUUUCUGCUGACAUAAACCACAUCACUGAGGAACUGGUGCCAAGCACAUCUGUAUCAGUGAGUGCUACACAGAAGAAUAGUGUUGAGAGCUUCAAAACAAUGCUCCAGACAUGGGCUAUAAGACACAAUGUAACUCAUGAGUGCUUGACAGAUCUUUUGAAGGUUCAGCGCACACACCCUUGCUUUGCAGAGCUGCCAGGGUGCUCUAGAACCCUUCUUCAAACACCUAGAAUGUGUAUGGGCAUUGUGAACAUAGGUGGCGGCCAGUACUGUCAUUUUGGUCUCGCUACUCAACUUCAGCAAAGCCUUGAGAAUGUCCAACACUUUCCCGGAGUUCUGAAUUUGCACAUCAACAUUGAUGGACUUCCCUUGAGGAAAAGUACAAAAGAACAGUUUUGGCCAAUUCUUUGCCAGGUGGUUAACUGUGGACCAGGCAUACCAUUUCCAGUUGGUGUGUUCUAUGGGCAUUCAAAGGCUCUGAAAGCAAAUGAAUUCCUACAACCACUCGUAGAUGACUUAAACGCGGCACUUGACUCCGGCGUGACCAUUAGGGAUGUGACCGUCCAAGUGAAGCUUACAGCAUUAGUGUGUGAUGCUCCAGCUAGAGCCUACAUCCUACAUAUCAAAGGUCACUCGGGCUACUCAAGUUGCAGUAGGUGCACUACUGAGGGAGUCUCGCUUGGUAGGAUGUGCUUCCCCGAGUUAGACGCCCCUUUAAGAACAAAUGACAGUUUCAGGAGCCAUGUUGAUGAGGGUCAUCACACUGGUGUGAGCAUACUUGAGAAACUACCAAUUGACAUGGUAGCACAAGUCCCGCUUGACUACAUGCAUUUGGUGUGCAUUGGUGUCGUGCAUAAGCUGAUGAGGGUCUGGUUUAAAGGACCAAAAGCCUGUCGGAUGGGGUCAAAUGUAAAGGAUGAGCUCUCCACCAAAAGCGAAGCACUGCGGCAUUUUGUUCCAUCAGAUUUUAGUCGUCGGCCUCGAAGUUUUUGGGAUAUGGAGAUGUGGAAAGCAACGGAAUUCAGACUUCUUCUGCUGUACACUGGUCCUGUGAUCUUUCCAUCCACAGUUCGAUCAGACCUUCAGGCAAACUUUAUGAUUCUCCAUUGUGCCAUAACAAUCCUGGCUUCACCAAGGCUUUCAAAGGAGCUUGUUGAUUAUGCUGAAAAGCUUCUGCGUUACUUUGUGGAGACCUGCAAGUCACUGUUUGAAACCGAAUUUAUUUCAUACAAUGUUCAUGGGCUCUUGCACUUGGCAAAUGAUGUCAGGGCACACGGUCAUUUGGACAGGUGGAGUGCCUUUGCAUUUGAAAACUACAUGCAAAACUUCAAAAAGAGUUUGAGGAAACCAGAAAAGCCACUAGAACAACUCUGCAACAGGAAGGUUCUGUAUUGCAACAAACAAACGAGACAACACAUGUACACUUCUGGAUGGUGGCAUCAUAGAGGUUCACAGCAUUGCAUUUUCAUGCUUGUCCAAGAAGCCAGUGCUUGUUGGAAGGAGGUACUCUGUAGUAGAGGAUCUGUACACAUAUCCAUGCCGGUCGUCGCUUCUUAA